AUGGAGCAGGAAUCAAUUCUAGAGGAGCUUCUUUUAAAGAAGUCACAACAGAAGAAAAAAAUUUCACCAGUUAAUUACAAAGAACGACUGUUUGUUCUCACAAAAACAAACCUCUCUUACUAUGAAUAUGACAAAGAGAAAAAAGGAAGCAAAAAAGGAUCAAUUGACAUUAAGAAAAUUCGAUGUGUUGAGACAGUGAAUCAUGAGGAAGAGGCACCUUUGGAGAGACAAUAUCCAUUUCAGAUUGUAUACAAGGAUGGCCUUCUCUAUGUCUAUGCAGCAAACGAAGAGAGCCGAAAUCAGUGGCUGAAAGCUUUGCACACAGAGAUUAAAGACAAUCCUAAUUUACUAAACAAGUAUCACAAAGAAUUCUUCACCAAUGGGAAGUUUCUCUGCUGCAACCAGACAUGUAAAGCAGCCCUUGGAUGUACCAUCUGGAAGAAAUUUAUAGAUAUGAGUCUACCUAGCACAACCAGCUCUGUGAAACCGCUGCCUCCUGUCCCUGGGAAACCGCUGAAGCAUGACAGUCUGCCUCCAGUUCUAGCACCUGGUAAACCCUCGCUGAAGAUCACUGUGGCAGAGUAUGACUAUGAACCCAAAGGAAACUCUGAUAUCCAGCUCAUCAGGAACAACAAGUAUUAUGUUCUGAAAGAAGAGGAUCCUGACUGGUGGCAAGUAAGGGACCUGGAAGGGAAUGAAGGCUUCGCACCAAGUCCCUAUCUGAAAGAGGCUGUAAACAAUAUUUCUUGUUGUAGCUGGUACGCUGGUGAUAUCUCCAGGGCCCAGGCAGAGGAACUGCUGCGACAGAAGGGGAAAGAAGGUUCUUUUAUGGUUCGAAAUUCAAGCCGAGUGGGCAAGCACUCCGUGUCUGUAUUCAGCAAGGCUCUUGAAGAUAAAAAUGGAACUGUCAAACAUUACCAUGUGCACACAAACUAUGAAAACAAAUAUUAUCUGGCUGAAAAUUACUGUUUUAAUUCAGUUCCCCAGCUUAUUCACUAUCAUCAGCAUAACUCAGCAGGUAUGAUUACAAGGCUUCGACAUGCUGUGACUACAAAAGCAAAUAACGUCCCAUCGACAUCAUCCUUAGGAAAUGAGAUCUGGGAGCUGAAACGAGAGGAAAUCGUCCUGCUCAAGGAAUUAGGAAGUGGCCAGUUUGGAGUGGUGCAGCAGGGAAAAUGGAAGGGAAAGUACGAUGUUGCCAUUAAGAUGAUUAAAGAAGGAUCAAUGUCAGAAGAUGAAUUCAUAGAGGAAGCUCACACCAUGAUGAAACUUAAUCAUCCCAAACUUGUUAAGCUCUAUGGGGUUUGCACAGAGACAUAUCCCUUCUAUAUAGUGGCAGAAUAUAUGGCUAAUGGCUGCUUGCUUAACUACUUGAGGAGUCACGGAAAGGAACUGCAACCCUUUCAGCUGCUGGAAAUAUGUCAUAGCAUUUGUGAAGCUAUGACUUUCUUAGAGAGCCAGCAGUUCAUUCAUCGAGACUUGGCUGCUAGGAACUGCUUGGUUGACAGUGAUCUUACUGUGAAGGUGUCUGACUUUGGGAUGGCUAGGUAUGUUCUGGAUGACCUGUAUGUAAGUUCAUUAGGAACUAAGUUUCCAGUGAAGUGGUCGGCACCAGAAGUUUUUCAUUAUACUAAGUUUAGCAGCAAGUCGGAUGUAUGGGCCUUUGGGAUCUUAAUGUGGGAGGUGUUCACUUUGGGAAAGCAACCCUAUGAACUGUAUGAUAACGUUCAAGUGAUUGAGAAGGUUUCUGAGGGAUAUCGGCUUUACCGACCACAACUGGCCUCAGAGACCAUCUACCAGUUAAUGUACAGCUGCUGGCAUGAGCUACCAGAAAAGCGCCCCACGUUUCAUCAACUCCUAUCAAUUAUUGAGACACUCAGAGAAGAUGACGAGUCUUGAAGACAAGUCCUCAUCAUGUGGCUUUUGAAUAUUGGUUGACAUAUCACCAGUUUACUUUGUGGGAGCUAAUAUUUUUGUGCAAAUUCUGAAAUCUGACUGACUUCAGAUUUGGCUGACUCCAGCAAUAUUACACUGGUUUUUCAUUGUCUUUUAAUUCGCAGUGCUUUGACAACACAGAGUAAAGAAGAAAGCUCUUGUGAUGUUGUGGUGACUUGGUAUUGUCUGAAAGAAGAGUGUAGAAGUAUAAUACUGAUGCUGUUAGUAUGACCCCCCUCCCCCGCCCGCCCCUAGUACUUCACAAGCAGAGAACUAUCCAGUAAUAAUAUAAACUCUUUCAAGGUUUGUUGUGGUGUUGGGUUUUUUUAGGUCACAACAGGAUUUUAUUAAUCUUUAUUUGGAAAAUGUAAACAUGGGCAAUACAAGCUUACUAGGUUUUCUCAUUAUCAUAUCAGAUCUCAGGGUAUUUUCUGUUGUAUAAACCUGAGGUUGGUAUUAUGGGUCAAAUUCAUACCUGGUGCAAGU
Molecule: messenger RNA, 2421 nt
Organism: Chelonia mydas (Green sea turtle)
Lineage: Eukaryota; Metazoa; Chordata; Testudines; Cheloniidae
Gene: BMX
Product: BMX non-receptor tyrosine kinase
Exons: 17
Coding region: 1-1899 (632 amino acids)
Biological process (GO): adaptive immune response; intracellular signal transduction; peptidyl-tyrosine autophosphorylation
Molecular function (GO): non-membrane spanning protein tyrosine kinase activity; protein binding; ATP binding
Source: RefSeq, a predicted model, not a curated record